ACGAAAAAGACAGACCCUUGAAGAGCAGGAGCGACAACAGAGGACAUUGGCGGUGUGGUGAAGGCGGCAAAACAUCUGGAGACAAUGUCCGAUGUCAAGAACUGAAAAUAAAGAGGAGAAGGAGCAAAUUCCACGGCAGCCUGUCCAACCACUCGCCCAGCUGACACAAACCGGUGGCAAGCACGGACGCGCACACCCACGGUUCUGCGCGCACCAACUUGAAGCUGCAACAUGUUUGAGGAGCAGGUGACAAAGGUCAAGAUCACAUCUGUGGUGAUCGUCGUCGGCAUGUCUGCGAUGCUGGCGGCAGUGGUGACAGAUCACUGGGCCGUCCUGAGUCCCAGGGUGGAGAAACUCAACGCCACAUGUGAGGCGGCCCACUUUGGCCUCUGGAGGCUUUGCAAGAAGACCAUCUUCAUGAUGAAGGAAGACCCUCAGGGCAAAGGAUGUGGCCCCAUCAGCUUACCUGGAGCAAAAAACUGCUCCUACUUCAAACACUUCACAUCGGGAGAAGAAGCUGAGGUUUUUGAAGUGAAGACCCAAAAAGAGUACAAUAUCUCCGCUGCAGCCAUUGCUAUCUUCAGUCUGUUCUUCAUGAUUCUGGGCACUCUGUGUGUGAUCUUUUCUUUUGGAAAAGGACGAGACUACCUGCUCCGACCUGCCGGGAUGUUCUUUGCCUUUGCAGGCCUUUGCAUUAUCAUUUCCGUUGAAGUGAUGCGCCAGUCUGUCAAGCGAAUGAUCGAUAGCGAUGAGACCAUCUGGAUUGAAUACUAUUACUCCUGGUCCUUUACCUGUGCCUGCGCCUCCUUCACCCUCCUCAUCCUCAGUGGAGCUGCCCUUCUUCUUAUCUCAAUGCCCCACAUGCCUCGUAACCCCUGGGAAACCUGCAUGGACGCUGAGCCAGACACCUUGGAUUAGCCAUGGAUGAUUUUGCUGGAAUCAAUUGUAAACAGAGAUUAAAAAAUGAUGGUAGUGUAUCGUUUAACCCUUUAAUUAUGUAUAGCUCAAGUGAAAGACAUUAAGUUCGCUUAACAUGAGAAUUAACUUUUUUAUCUCUUCCUUUUUUUCUCUUUUUCAAAUAUUCCAAAAUUUAAUCUCCAUGGGGUUUGAAUUUAAAUUCAGAGUUUUGUAUCAUCAAUAUUUAUAGACUUUCAUUUUGACAGUGCUUUCCAAAAGUCUUCUGACCCAUUGAUCUGUCUGAUAUCUUGUUGUUUAAAAUUCACAAAUUUAGUCUAUUUUGGGGGGUUCCAUGAAAUAACACCAACGCAAUGUAGCCGUUCUUUGAACUGUUAAAUGUUGGCUACCAUUUAAAAUAUACUGCAAAUCACCCUGAACUCACCAUGUCCAGCAUGAAACAUGGUGGUGCCAGCAUCAUGAUGUGGGGAUGCUUUUCUUCUGCAAGAACAAACAGCUCCUCAUCCUGAAAGAUGAAUGGAGUUAAAUUCAGAACCAUUCUGGAAGAAAACCUGUUAGGAGCUGCAAAACGUUGAAAUAGGUUGACAGUCCAGUUCUUCCAGUAGAACAAUAACCCUUAAUAAUAUAUCAUAUUUAUAUGUGUGAAUGCUCGUGACCUAAAUUUAGUUGUGUCAUUGGAAAAACCAGUUUGACUGUGGUUGAAAUUACUGAAGUUAUUUUGUGUCAGUCAUUUUCAUAAAAUCCCCCCAGAACACUUAAAGUGUGUGGAUGUAAUGUGAGUUAAUGCAAAAACGAUCACAGAGUGUGAGUACUUUUGUAAGGCACCGUAUUUUCAACAUAGGCAUUUUUACCAAACUGUUCUAAAAUUAUACCUUUAAGUUUCAGUUAAGGCUGUAAAAUGCUAUCGCUAUGAUAUGUAGUAUAGGAAAAUUAAACUGUUUUGUUUGUCCUUCAACUGCAAAUGACGCUUCAGUUCACCUGCAAAUAAUACUGUCACCGUUAGUUAAAGACCUCAUUUAGACAAACUCCUUUUAUCCAGUUGUUUCACGUGUUGUUAGUCACCUGUGCCUAAUGUGUUUCCAUGAGUCGGUGUGGCCCAGCAGACAUUCAGCUAAUGCAGGUGCAAUGAAAUUAAAGACCCCUAAAGGAUGCCAUUUCACAGGGAAAAAAAAAUCCAUUUUACCGCUGUAAUCAGAACAAACCUGUUAUCAUAGUUAACACAGUGGGACAUCAUUACAUGGACUAUGAAAAACAAAACAAUUAAGGCACACUGUGCAUGUCUCUUCUCCGCAUAUCUAAUAAAUCUAUUUCAGUAAAUAGAUUUAUUAGAGUUAAAGUAGAUCUCUAUGUGUUAAUUUCAUCUAGUAAGAAUAUGAGUGGCUACAACUGAGUGGUGAUGUAAAACAAAAUCAUGUUUUUUAUCUGACGUUUCAUGACAGCAGGUCUAAUGUAAUGUUAUUCAUGUAUAAUUUGUAUUAUCAUUUUUACACAAUAUUAAUAUUUGUCUUUUUCACAAGAAUAAAUUAAAAUAUUUAA
This is a messenger RNA of Xiphophorus maculatus (southern platyfish), 2451 nucleotides long. Its product is annotated as voltage-dependent calcium channel gamma-1 subunit-like. Gene Ontology annotation, biological process: calcium ion transmembrane transport; regulation of calcium ion transmembrane transport via high voltage-gated calcium channel. Gene Ontology annotation, molecular function: voltage-gated calcium channel activity; calcium channel regulator activity. Gene Ontology annotation, cellular component: L-type voltage-gated calcium channel complex; membrane. The transcript is spliced from 4 exons. Bases 232 to 918 code for a protein of 228 amino acids. The record is from RefSeq and is a predicted model, not a curated record. Lineage: Eukaryota; Metazoa; Chordata; Actinopteri; Cyprinodontiformes; Poeciliidae.